Molecule: messenger RNA, 987 nt
Organism: Grosmannia clavigera kw1407
Lineage: Eukaryota; Fungi; Ascomycota; Sordariomycetes; Ophiostomatales; Ophiostomataceae
Product: 3-methyl-2-oxobutanoate hydroxymethyltransferase
Exons: 1
Coding region: 1-987 (328 amino acids)
Biological process (GO): pantothenate biosynthetic process
Cellular component (GO): mitochondrion
Molecular function (GO): 3-methyl-2-oxobutanoate hydroxymethyltransferase activity; magnesium ion binding
Source: RefSeq, a predicted model, not a curated record
AUGCUGGGGCGACUGCGUCCAGGGCUGGCGGGCGGAAAGCGGUGGCAGGCGGAGCUGGUGCGGCAGCUGUCGGGGAGCAGCAGACGAUGCAGCGCGCACUCGCCGAUGGGACAGUCGGUGGAGGCGGGACGCAAGAAGGUGACGCUGACGUCGUUGCGGGCGCAGUACGAUCGGGGCGAGGCGAUUGCGGUGCUGACGGCGCACGACUUUCCGUCAGCGCACGUGGCAGAUGCGGCCGGCAUGGACGUGAUCCUGGUGGGCGACAGUCUGGCGAUGGUGGCGCUGGGAAUGGAAGACACGAGCGAGGUGACGGUGGACGAGAUGCUGCUGCACUGCCGAUCGGUGGCGCGGGCCACGCGGACGGCCUUUGUGGUGGGCGACCUGCCCAUGGGCUCGUACGAGGUCGGCCCAGAACAGGCGCUCGCCACGGCCAUCCGCUUCGUCAAGGAGGGUCGCGUGCAGGCCGUCAAGCUGGAGGGCGGCCGCGAUGUGGCCCCGUCGAUUGCUCGCAUCACCGCUGCCGGCAUCCCGGUGCUGGCCCACGUCGGCCUGACGCCCCAGCGCCAGCACGCCCUCGGCGGCUUCCGCGUGCAGGGCCGCACGGCUGGCAGCGCCCUGCGCGUGCUCGAAGACGCUCUCGCCGUCCAGGAUGCCGGUGCUUUCGGUGUUGUCGUCGAGGCGGUGCCGGCCGAGGUUGCUGCCAUCGUCACCGACCGGCUCGACGUGCCCACGAUCGGCAUCGGUGCCGGCAGCGCCUGCGAUGGCCAGGUGCUCGUCCAGGCCGACAUGACCGGCAACUUUCCGCCAGGCCGCCACCUGCCCAAGUUUGUGCGCCAGUACGGCGACGUCUGGGCCGAGACUCGUCGUGCCAUUGAGGCCUAUGGCCGUGACGUCCGGUCGCGUGCCUAUCCGGCUCCCGAACACUCGUAUUCCAUGCCGGCCGAGGAGCUGGCCAUGUUUGCCAAUGCCGAGCGACGACGGGAGUAG